Molecule: messenger RNA, 1047 nt
Organism: Aureobasidium namibiae CBS 147.97
Lineage: Eukaryota; Fungi; Ascomycota; Dothideomycetes; Dothideales; Saccotheciaceae
Product: putative glycosyl hydrolase
Exons: 2
Coding region: 1-1047 (348 amino acids)
Biological process (GO): carbohydrate metabolic process
Source: RefSeq, a predicted model, not a curated record
AUGGCUCGAUUGUCAAAAUAUCUUCUACCGCUCCUCGGGAGCUUCGUUCUCUCACAAGCCGCUCCAGCUUACGACUACCUCUCCCAUGCCCGGUCUUCUUCUGAUGCAUUAAUGCACUGGUACAACCAGGGCACUGGAGUCUUCAACGGUACAGGAUGGUGGAACAGUGCAGAGUGUAUCACUGCACUGGCCGACAUGCAAGGCCUGGAUUCGACAUCCAACUUUUUGGACACCCUCCAGAACACCUUCGAGAUCAACAAGAAUGUUUGGACGACGAAAAGCGACUUUUACGAUGACGAAGGAUGGUGGGCUCUGGCCUGGAUCAAGGCGUACGACUUGACAAAAGACCAGAAGUACCUCAACGUCGCAGAGCAGCUCUUCGACGACAUGGCCAAAGGUUGGACCACCAACUGCAAUGGUGGAAUUUGGUGGGACAAGGACAAGACCUACGUGAAUUCAAUUGCAAAUGAAUUGUUUUUGAGCGUCGCUGCCCACCUUGCUAGCCGGACGUGGAAUAUCAAAUACCUGAACUGGGCAGUCAAGGAAUGGCAGUGGUUUGAGAAGUCAGGAAUGAUCACCAAGAACAACACUAUCAACGACGGACUGGACGGCUCUUGCAAGAACAAUGGCUUCACUGUUUGGUCCUACAAUCAAGGCGUCAUUCUUGGAGCACUGGUCGAACUAUCAAAAGCCAGUUUCGACGAUUCGUACCUUGUCACAGCCAGGGACAUCGCUUGGGCUGCGAUUGAGACUCUUACUGACAGCAACGGUGUCUUGCACGAUAGCUGCGAAAAGGGUUGCGGAGGCGAUGUGUCACAGUUCAAAGGCAUAUUCAACAGAAACCUGGCCCAGCUAUACACGGCGACUUCAGAUCCUGGCUUCAAGAACUUCUUGGAGACCAACGCCCAGAGCAUUUGGAAGAAUGAUCGCGACUCGCAAAACCGUCUUGGACUCAAGUGGUCUGGGCCAUACAGCAAGGCUGAUGCAUCGACUCAUAGCUCUGCUCUGAUGGCUUUAAUUGCUGCAGCAUCUGUGCAAGGCAGCUGA